Molecule: messenger RNA, 944 nt
Organism: Grus americana (Whooping crane)
Lineage: Eukaryota; Metazoa; Chordata; Aves; Gruiformes; Gruidae
Gene: BTF3
Product: basic transcription factor 3
Exons: 6
Coding region: 142-630 (162 amino acids)
Cellular component (GO): cytosol; nascent polypeptide-associated complex
Source: RefSeq, a predicted model, not a curated record
GCGCAUGCGCAGUGUAGUGCGCUGUGCCUUCCUUCCGGCCGCCAUCUCGCUCCCCUCCGCGUGCUGUGCCCGGUCCCACUACCCGCCCGCGGCUCUCGCCUUUUUUCCUCGCUCCGGUGCCGCCGCUUCUGUCCCGGGAAGAUGAAAGAAACAAUCAUGAACCAAGAAAAACUCGCCAAGCUGCAGGCCCAAGUGCGCAUCGGUGGCAAGGGUACUGCCCGCAGAAAGAAGAAGGUUGUCCACAGAACAGCUACAGCAGAUGACAAGAAACUUCAGUUUUCUUUGAAGAAACUUGGAGUCAACAAUAUUUCUGGAAUUGAAGAGGUAAACAUGUUUACCAACCAAGGAACAGUCAUUCACUUCAAUAACCCUAAAGUUCAGGCAUCUCUGGCUGCUAACACGUUCACUAUCACUGGCCAUGCUGAGACAAAGCAGCUGACAGAAAUGCUUCCUAGCAUCUUAAAUCAGCUUGGAGCUGACAGUCUGACUAGCUUGAGGAGAUUGGCAGAAGCUUUACCCAAGCAACCUGUGGAUGGAAAAGCACCACUUGCUACUGGUGAAGAAGAUGAUGAUGAAGUUCCAGAUCUUGUUGAAAACUUCGAUGAAGCUUCAAAGAAUGAGGCAAACUGAACUAAGUGUCACUUCCUGAAUAAAGUUAAAACUUGAAAAAGCUACAUGGAGCUGCUAUUUUAUAGUGUGACUGCUUUGAUUUUUAUUUCCUGAUGAGAUCUCAAGAUCUGUGAUAUUUGGAAACUCCUUGAACAUGCAGCUCUUUAGUUACUGCUUGUACACAUUAUUUUUGUGGCCUGAUUGAACAAACCUAUGCUUUGAAAUAAGUCAGAUUGCUAACAAAUCUCUGCCUAGACAAAAUUUUUGAGUAACUUGUAUACAAGCAAAACCCCAUCUUUAAUGAACUUUGGCAUACAAUAAAAAUAUAAAACAAA